Marasmius oreades (fairy-ring Marasmius) is the source of this 889-nucleotide messenger RNA. RefSeq lists its product as uncharacterized. Bases 98 to 889 code for a protein of 263 amino acids. The record is from RefSeq and is a predicted model, not a curated record. Lineage: Eukaryota; Fungi; Basidiomycota; Agaricomycetes; Agaricales; Marasmiaceae. The transcript has 2 exons.
CGCGGCGGAGUGACCGAAGAGCCCGAAAUGGCCAUCAUGGGCGGUCGAUAAAUACCCCUUUCCCCGUUGUGUUGAAUCUGAACACUUCCUUCGCAACAUGAACGGUUGGCAUCCUGGGGAACUCGACAUACGCCAAAAACUGGCCUACGACUUGGAUCCUACAACACACCAUUACUACACGUACAUCAGAGGCGAUCUAGACCCAGAUCAUGCUCGUUUUCAUACUGGUCGACUACCAUUCUUACCGGUCACGACUCUAGACGGCGGGGGACGACCAUGGGGAUCGAUUCUUGCUGCUGAAGAUGGAAAACCGGGAGACUAUGGCCAGGGAUAUAUCGCCCAUCCCAGGUAUACGGUUCUGACCAUAAAUACCAAAGUUUGGGUCGGCGAUCCGUUGAUAGAGAAUAAGAAGGCGUUCUCAUUCGAUCCUUCGACCGGUACGGCCAAGGAAAAUGGCGAAGACAUGCUGAUUGCUGGGAUUGGAAUCGAGUUUACGACCAGAAGAAGAAACAAGUUUGCCGGAAAGGUAACGAAGUUCAACGUUACGGACGAUAAUGUUGACAUGGAGAUUCAUGUGAACGAGUCGAUUGGAAAUUGUCCGAAAUAUAUAAACGUUCGGUCUCUAGACCCACACCCUAACACUUCACCUCGUAUCAAGCAUCGGGUUCUCAACCUUCCCCCGAAGGAGAGGCUUCCGGAGGAUGUAAUUUCCUUUAUUCAAGACGCGGACACUGUAUUUCUUGGAACGACGUACACGGCUCGCGACGCGGACAAGAUGAUGUACCCCUCGCAUGUUGGGAUGAACCAACGCGGUGGUCGACCAGGAUUUGUACGAGUGAAACCCUCAGAUGGAAGGACCGUUGUGGUUCCCGACUUUUCAGGAAUGUAA